Achroia grisella is the source of this 1335-nucleotide messenger RNA. Its product is annotated as tissue factor pathway inhibitor-like. Lineage: Eukaryota; Metazoa; Arthropoda; Insecta; Lepidoptera; Pyralidae. Gene Ontology annotation, molecular function: serine-type endopeptidase inhibitor activity; protein phosphatase 1 binding; protein serine/threonine phosphatase inhibitor activity. The record is from RefSeq and is a predicted model, not a curated record. The transcript has 5 exons. Gene Ontology annotation, cellular component: nucleus. Bases 541 to 1218 code for a protein of 225 amino acids.
UCAGUAUGUCAGUAUCAAACUGUCAAUAUAUGCAUUUUUUCGUUAAUUAUCGAAAAUACGAUAAAGUAAAACAAAUAAUUUGAUAUUUUUUAUAAAACUUAUUAUGAUGUUAAAUUGUGCGGCAUAUUUUUAUAAAUACUCGUCUCAGAAUGAAGUCUUUGUAUUUGUGUUUAUUUUCAAGUGAAAACAUGGUUUGACAUUUGAAUUGCAUUGCAAGUGCAUAGUGAAUAUUAAUUAUAUCUGUGACUACAUAGAGAAUCAUAACUCACACAAGAAUAUAGUACCAGUGACCCGGGGGUAGUUGGCCUCGGUGGAUAUUGCCGUGGCAACGGGGAGCUCCCCCAGACCCUGCCUACACCCUCCACGGGGGGGUCGUAUAGAGAAUCGAUAGUGCUAGCCCUAGCAAGCCUAGAUGCACUUCGUCCGUGGUCGUAGCAACAAGUAAAGUAAUAUAUUCAUUGGGCGUUGUUAUAAUUUUAUUAAAUCCAGUUUGUCCAAUUUAUUCUUAUUAGUGCUAAUAAGUAUUAAUUGAUAUAGUGUAUGUACAAUAGUGAUAUGGCAGAAAAUCAGCAAAUAAUGCAACCAGAAGAUGUAGCUUCUACAAGUUCCGGGUUGACAACUGUCACCCCACAACAGCAAGCGGAGACUGUGGAACCACCGGCGGUAUUGACAUUGCAGCCAAAACGUGAUCAUCCUCGCAAGAAAGUUGGCUGGUCCGAGGACACCAUUGACAACGAGAACAUGACCAAGAAGAAAUCGAAAUGUUGCUGUAUUUUUCAAAGGCACAAACAGAAAUUUGAAGAUACAGACUCCGAGUCCAGUGAAGCCGAGUGCGAACACUGUCUUAAACAUGUGGAGCGUCGGAAGAAGAAUCGCCGAAGGGCUAAUAGAAAUAGAGAAAUACAGCAAAUAACAUCGACCGAACAGGAUUCAGAGCUAGCGUCACCCGAUGCGUCGACGUCAACAUCGGUGUCGCCGGAUGUGUCUGCGUCAGCAUCAACAUCAGUGUCGCCCGAUGUGUCAGCGUCAGUGUCAGUGUCUCCUGAUGCAUCGGCGUCGGUGUCAGUAUCGCCUGAUGCAUCGGCAUCGGCGUCAGUGUCGCCUGAUGCUUCAGCCUCUGCGUCAACUUCGGAUUCACCCGAUGCGUCACCCGAGCGGCCGUUAACAAUUCUGUUGCACGCAGGGGAGCCGCCGGAGAAGCAGCAUUCGCCUAUUUAACUCUUACAACUCUUAAAAUCCAUGGUUUCUAUGUCUGUCGGGCGAAAGGGCAAAAGAAAGUCACAUUACGAUUAUCAUAGGCGCAAAACAACAACUAAUCCUGGGACCAAGACAAUU